This is a messenger RNA of Paecilomyces variotii, 2242 nucleotides long. RefSeq lists its product as hypothetical. The transcript is spliced from 2 exons. Lineage: Eukaryota; Fungi; Ascomycota; Eurotiomycetes; Eurotiales; Thermoascaceae. Bases 276 to 2135 code for a protein of 619 amino acids. The record is from RefSeq and is a predicted model, not a curated record.
GGCAGUAGCCGUUGCUGCGUCAUUCUGACCUGGAAUGUCCCGACGACCGAUUCGAUAUACUCGAGUCCCACGGGUCUCUCAAGUAACCGUGCUGAAGACAGGCGCAGUUCAUGAUGAACAGAAAGGUCUGAAGAGUGGGGGAGCGAAGAGGAAAGUGUCCGAGGCAAAGGAUUAGAUCGAUAUAUUUAUAUGACUGUCUAUAUAUAAGUCGAUCUUCUCCUUCGGAUCUACAAUGGCGACUGCCUGUGUUGAUCUCCACCCUGGGAAAAGACAAGAUGCGCAUUUCCGCGGCUAUUGUUGCAUUUGCUGCACUCGUGGCUGGCUCUGCUGCCGCCAGCUGCCCUUACGCAGAGCGUGGUAAUGUUGCUGCUGCUGCCGCGAGCUGCCCCUAUGCGAAGCGCGCUGCCACGCCGGUGAUACAAGAUACCCCCGUGCUCUCACGCCGCACGCCAAUUGAGGGCAAGAAGGGCAUCUUUUAUAUGAACCGUAUCGGACCCUCUGGCUCGCAGCUAUGGAUCGCAAACGCAGACGGCAGCAAUGCGACAAAGCUGAUGGCAAACCAAACUCACGCAUUCGACUACCACGCUUCGUGGUCGCAGGAUGGCCAGUGGAUUGUCUUCACCAGCGAGCGCCGCGCCCCUGGACAGUCGGACUUGUAUAGGGUGCGGCCGGAUGGCACGGGGCUCCAGCUCCUGGUGGCUACGAACCAUGUCGAGGAUGUGGGCGUAUUAUCACCAGACGGGAGUAAGGUUGCGUACGUGUCGACGAAGGGCAAUUACACGACCAACAUCUGGGUCAAGGACCUGAAGACCAACCGCGCAUACAACCUGACUGACACCGCGACCACGCGCACCAACAAUAUCUGGCCGUCCGGUCAUUUUCGCCCUGCAUGGUCCCCCGAUGGCGAAUGGCUCGCCUUUACUUCCGACCGCAACACCGACUGGACAGGUCACAGUGAGGGCGUUGGCUGGGAACAUACCCAGAGCCUGGGUCUAUAUGUGAUCCGCCCAAAUGGCAGCGAUUUCCGCGCGCUGCUACGCCAGAGCGGCUAUUCGUUGGGCACUCCCCAGUGGUCGGCGGAUGGGAAGCGCAUUAUCUAUAACAAUAUGACGACGGAGGACACCUACGGUUCUCAUGGAGUCUCCACCCAGCAAGAGGCCGUCACCGCGCAGAUCUAUAGCGUCGAUGUAGCCACCGGUAAGAACAUCGUCGCUCACACCGUUGGCGAUUACCCCAAGGUCGGUCAGCACUACAUUGGCAAUUCCAGUAACAUCGGCUACCUGAUCAAGGCUGGGCCUCUGGAGGGCAUACAUUAUACCGUCCCCGACAAAACACACAAAGCGUUCAACCUGACCAACCUACGAGACCCCUCAUGGUCUCCCGACGGCUCUAAGAUCGUCUACAGUGUCUUCAAUUGGACGCAGCAGGCGGCCGAGCUGAAACUAUGGAGCUUUGACGACGACUGGGAAUACCGCUACGUGGACGUUUUCCCCAUGCACAACACGGCCGUCAACCGUAUCGCGACGACACAGAAGGUGUUAGGAAGCGCCAAUGGAUCCCUAGUGACCUCGUCGCCGGGCUACACGGACGUGGUCCAGGCGCUCGACUCGUAUGCCAUUUACUCGAUCAACAAUUCCACCGAAGUUGAGAUGCUCAAUGAGGGUCAAGCGGGCGCCUUCCAGCCCUCGUGGAAUUCAGAUGGUACAGAGCUAGUUGUCGGCUUCGGUGCGUGGUUUGCAACGCGCACUGAAAGCUCCGCUGCCAUCUACCGCACUUUCGCCAACGGCAGCUCCCACACGAACCUGACCGACUGGGUUGACAAUGCCGGCUUCCCCAGCUGGUCCCCUGACGGCUCGGCCAUUGUCUAUCGUCUCUGGAAUCGCGAGACCGGCGCGCCGGAAGGCUUGCAAGUCCUCAACUUCACAACCGGUGAAACCACCCGACUCACCUUGGGCUGGGACAACACGCCCGGCUGGUCGCCAGAUGGUGAGCGCAUUGUCUUCACCCGUAACAACAACUGGACCGCAUCUUACGGUAGCCGCUGGUACGCGGAUCGCUUCGAUGUCUAUACUAUCCGCCCUGACGGCUCGGAGCUGACGAGGGUGACGGACAGCUUGGCCAACGACGCUCAGUGAGUUACCCUUAAACCCGAUCCCCUUUCUCAGUGUUUCUCCUCUGGCAAGAAAAUAUUGACUGUUUGUCUCAGUGCGGUGUGGUCUCAGGACGGCCGCAUCAUGUGGAG